CAGGAGGGGCGGCCUCUUGAACACGUCGACAGCGGCGGCAUUGACCGCGCUCGUUCAAACCAAACGCUCUCGACAAUGAAAGACGACGGCGACGGCCAAAGGCGGUGCCGAAACACCCCCUGGGACGUGGCUGCGCCAAGUGCCAUAAAUAGAUAACUGCAAUGGGCGCGGCGAACGGUGUCCUGCAGGUUGAAGCCGAGCGCCCGUUGGACGCGAGCGACGUCAAUACCCCUCGUGGCGAAUCGGCCAAACAGGAAGUGAUGCGGCUCCGAGCGCUCUUGGCCGAGUCGACCAAAAGCUAUCCACCGCCUCAAGCGGCGACGGGCCUCCCCCCGCUGUUUGCGCGGUAUGCCGAGCGCAUCUUCCUCGAAGUCGACGUCGACCAGAGCGGCUACUUGAGCUACGACGAGCUGUGGAACUUGAUUCAAAACAAGAUGAGUCUCGGCCUCACGCCCGACGCGAUUGAAUCCAUCAAGGCACAGAGCGGCCUUGAAUCGGGCACCGACGUGAGCUGGCAGCAGUUUUUGACCAUGCUGCCGGAGCUGCUCAAGCUGCAACUGCGCCAGAGCGAGGCAUCUGCGGCCGACUGGUGCGAGCUGUCCACCGACGAUGGUGCGGUCUACUACUACAACAAGCGAACGCAGCUGUCGCAGUGGGAAAAGCCGACGUGGGACUUGCCCGCCGACAUGCAAGCCGACAUGGUGCAAGUAUUCCAAGCAGCGGACAAAGACGGCAGCGGUUGCCCUUGACGCCGCAUGCGCACACGCUGACAUGACCUGCGUAGGCUUUUUGAGCUGGGACGAGUUUGGCAGCUGCCUGCGCCACCAACUCCACCUCGAGCUCUCGGACACCCAACUCAACGCGCUUCAGACCCAGGUCGUGGUCCAGCCGAAUUGCGGCGUGUCCUGGAAUGACUUUGUCCGCGCCGCGCCAGAUCUACUCAGCAACUGGCUCUGGCAGGCCAGUGCCACUGCAAGUGUCUCGCCUGCCGCCGACGCUUGAGCAUUGUCGAGAGGAAGAGGCUGGUAGCAUGUUGUUCAAUACUUGAUCGACACUACACACGACUGGUCGAUCGCGUUGUCAUGCAAGGCGUCGACGACGGCCGACUCGAG
Aphanomyces invadans is the source of this 1112-nucleotide messenger RNA. RefSeq lists its product as hypothetical. Gene Ontology annotation, molecular function: calcium ion binding; protein binding. The record is from RefSeq and is a predicted model, not a curated record. The transcript has 4 exons. Bases 162 to 749 code for a protein of 195 amino acids. NCBI's taxonomy places the organism in Eukaryota, Oomycota, Saprolegniomycetes, Saprolegniales, Verrucalvaceae.